AUGGAGGCGCUGCGGGAGCUGCGCGUGGGCUUUGUGGGCGCGGGGCGCAUGGCUGGCGCGCUAGUCCAAGGGAUGCUGCUGACAGGAGAAGUUCAGCCGAAAAACAUCUUUGCCAGUGCCCCAUCCAACACCAAUCUGGACAAGUUCCAGGGCUUCGGCUGCAGAACAACACACUGUAACCUGGAGGUGCUGAAGAACAGUACCGUGGUGUUCUUGGCUACCAAGCCCCACAUUAUCCCCAUGGUCCUCCGCGAAAUCGCUCCUGCUGUCACUCAAGAUCACAUUGUCAUUUCCAUGGCAGCCGGAGUCACGCUCGGGACCCUGGAAGAGCUGCUUCCUGCCAGGACCAAGGUGUUGCGGAUGAUGCCCAACCUUCCCUGCGUGGUCCAGUCAGGCGCUAUUGUUCUGGCCCCGGGGACCUGCACACGUGAUCUGGAUGUGGCCUUGCUGAAGAAGUUGCUGACCCCUUGUGGGCUUUGCGAAGUGGGGCCUGAGCCCUACAUUGACAUUCACACUGGACUGAGUGGCAGUGGAGUGGCCUACGUGUACACGUUUGCUGAAGCGCUGGCUGAAGGUGCAGUGAAGAUGGGGAUGCCGUGGGCCGUGGCCAACAAGAUCGCUGCCCAGACCCUCUUGGGAGCAGGCAAGAUGAUCCUAGAAACAGGCGAGCACCCGGCGGUCCUAAGGAGUGCCGUCUGCACCCCGGGCGGCACAACCAUCCAUGCUUUGCACGAGCUAGAGAAGGGGGCCCUGCGAUCGACGGUCAUGAAUGCUGUGGAGGCUGGCACUAGCCGGGCCCAGGAGCUGGGCAAGAGAUAGAAGCCGG
Molecule: messenger RNA, 826 nt
Organism: Euleptes europaea (tarantolino)
Lineage: Eukaryota; Metazoa; Chordata; Lepidosauria; Squamata; Sphaerodactylidae
Gene: PYCR3
Product: pyrroline-5-carboxylate reductase 3
Exons: 6
Coding region: 1-819 (272 amino acids)
Biological process (GO): L-proline biosynthetic process
Molecular function (GO): pyrroline-5-carboxylate reductase activity
Source: RefSeq, a predicted model, not a curated record